Messenger RNA from Melanaphis sacchari, 4576 nucleotides. Its product is annotated as discoidin domain-containing receptor tyrosine kinase B-like. The record is from RefSeq and is a predicted model, not a curated record. Gene Ontology annotation, biological process: positive regulation of kinase activity; cell surface receptor protein tyrosine kinase signaling pathway; multicellular organism development. Bases 359 to 3121 code for a protein of 920 amino acids. Gene Ontology annotation, cellular component: signaling receptor complex. Gene Ontology annotation, molecular function: collagen binding; ATP binding; protein tyrosine kinase collagen receptor activity. NCBI's taxonomy places the organism in Eukaryota, Metazoa, Arthropoda, Insecta, Hemiptera, Aphididae. The transcript is spliced from 18 exons.
AUUUGUAAUAAUAUACUUUUAGUUCUGUUUUUAUUAAUUUUCCGUCGUUUUUGUUUUUGAAAAAUAUUAUUUUUCCGCGUUACGUGUGUUCGCUAUUUUAACUGUUCGUAUUCGUACAUUAACACAUUGCAAAACUAUUUUACGGCUGUAACUGCGAGUAUUAUUAAAGGUCGUCGACAGUAGCAGUGGUCCUCGAAAAGACAACUGUUUUAGCCGAAAAAGUUGUUGUGGAACGUAGAUUACUAUCCUGUCUUUGGUCCAACAUUGCAAUUUUCAUCACUGCUGUUUUCCUGAAUUCUUCUGAUAAGGUCGUAUUAUAUGAAUUGGCAGUUGUGAAGAGUCUGAUGGCAUAGCAGCUAUGAUGUCGAUCAAUUUGGUUUGGCUGUGUUCCCUACUGGUGUUGUUUGGUUCCAAAUGGACCGACGCAACAGAUCUAUCUCAAUGCAUGUCGGCACUCGGCAUGCAGUCCGGAAUGAUAAAAGACGAAGAUUUAACCGCUAGUUCUUCUUUCGAAAUUGGAAACGUUGGACCACAGAAUGCCAGGGUACGCACAGAAAGAGAAGGGGGUGCUUGGUGUCCAAAAGAGCCGGUCACUAGGGAACCCACUGAAUGGCUUGAAGUCAAUUUACACGUGGUAAGAGUGAUCACGUCGGUGGAGACUCAAGGCAGAUUUGGCAAUGGACAGGGUCAAGAGUUCACCGAAGCGUUUUUGAUUGACUACUGGAGACCAAAGCUUGGAAAAUGGGUCCGAUACAGAAACAUCACUGGACAUGAGAUACUGAUCGGUAACAUCAACACGUACUUAGAACACAAACAAGAACUGAAUCCUCCGAUUUGGGCGUCGAAAAUUAGAUUCUUGCCACACAGCUACCACACCCGACAGGUGUGCAUGCGAGUCGAGCUCUACGGAUGCCCGUGGACAGACGGCAUUCUGAGUUACUCGAUGCCGCAAGGUGAUAAACGUAAUCCGGAAUGGGAGUUCUAUGAUUCCACGUACGACGGAUAUUGGGAUGAUGAAUUGCAAAGAGGUCUUGGACAACUAACCGAUGGUAAAAUCGGACAAGAAAAUUUUAGAAUGGGAUACUAUGACUCCGAAAGAGGUCAAGGAUGGGUUGGUUGGAGAAAUGAUACGAGGAAUGGUCAAGCGAUCGAGAUAAAAUUUGAGUUUGACAAGGUUCGAGAGUUCACCGGGGUUCAUAUAUAUUGUAACAACCAGUUUCAAAAAGAUGUACAGGUGUUCUCCGAAGCGAGUAUUUUAUUCAGCGUGGGAGGAAAAGUUUACUCGUCGGAACCGUUGACAUACACUUACAUGGAAGACAGAAUAUUUGAAACGUCCAGGAAUGUCAGCAUCAAAUUGCACAGGAGAGUCGGUCGUUUCAUUAAACUUAGAUUGUCUUUUGCCGCCAAGUGGAUCAUGAUCAGCGAGAUAACAUUCGAUUCUGAUGUCGCUCAGGGCAAUUUCUCCGAGGAAAGUGCUAUACCGCCAGAGCCGCCUAUUCAGAAGAACGGUUCGACGAUGAAAGAUCAUCAGGAUCCUCUGAGACCGGAACUCCCAGUCCCUACUGCCAAAGACGAGGACCAGACGUACAUGGCGGUCAUUAUCGGUGUGCUAAUGGCAGUCAUCAUAUUGCUGGCGGUUGCUAUUUUCCUGAUUGUAUCCCGGCACCGGAGGAGGAAAUGCUUCGCCAGCCCGUUGGUGGGCAAGAGCGCACUGGCCACGGGCAACGGAUGUCCUGGAAUGUCAUCGGGCAGUAGCUGCGGCACAGGCGGCAGUUAUAAGGAAGCCGGCACGGGAAGCUCGGCCAGUCACCACGGCGGCACCGGCCACGGACAUCCGGCAGGCGCCGUCAACGCCCACCUACACGACAUGGACAGGCUGAUCCAGCUGGACGCUGAACCGUACCAGGAGCCGUAUCACGCGCACACACCGUUCUACAGUUACAGUACUGUGGUAGUCGGCCGCAACGUGGAUUCAGGAAACUCUGCGUACGAAUACGCCGUGCCCGAGACCGGAACCAUGCCAUUACUCACCACUUCGCCACCGCCACCUCCGCCACCGUCAGCUCCUCCUGUGGCUCCUGUCACGACCGACACGUUUGCCAGGAACAAAAUGUAUCCCACGGACGAAAGCAGAAGUAGUAAAAAAUCUUCGCAAAAACAAGAAUCCCAAACCGCAUUGAAACGCCGGCUCGAACAAACGCCUGUGCCCGAAUUCCCACGGCACCGUCUGCGUAUGUUGUCCAAACUCAGUGAGGGUAAUUACGGAGCGAUUUACGUGGCCGAAGCGGACGGUAUCAACGAAUACAGCUCGAAAAUGACACUGGGCAAACGACUGGUGGCCGUAAAAUUCUUCUCGCCCGCGUUAUCGGAAAAAGAAAGAGCUGAACUACAAAACGAUGUGAGGAUUUUGGCCGGUCUGGAAGAUCAAAACAUCGCCAGAGUGUUAGGCGUGUGUACUUCGGAACAGCCACUGUGCGUAGUCAUGGAAUACAGCGAGCACGGCGACCUCAACCAGUUCCUCAAAACACACGUACCCGUCGAAGCUGCCCGGAACUUGCCGCCCACUGUGAAAACUCUCAGUUUCCAAUGUCUGCUGUAUCUCGCAACACAAAUAGCGUCCGGGAUGCGUUACCUGGAAUCAUUGAACUUCGUCCACCGUGAUUUGGCUACCAGGAAUUGCUUGGUGGGAAAAGCAUACAAGGUAAAAAUCAGCGAUUUCGGCACCGACAACGAAGCGUAUGCGGCCGACUACUACAAACUGGACGGCAAUCUCGGACUCCCCGUCCGAUGGAUGUCGUGGGAAUCAGCGUUCUUGGACAAGUACUCGACGAAGAGCGACGUGUGGUCGUUUGCCGUGACCCUCUGGGAGAUCCUGCACCUGGCCAAGUCCCGACCGUACGAAGGGUUCUCCGACCAUCGGGUGGUCGAGAACCUGUCGCACAUGCACGUGGACGACGGCCUGUUCGAGUACCUGCCCCGGCCGGCGUGCAGCCGGGACAUCUACGACCUGAUGCGCGAGUGCUGGAAGCGACAGGAGUCGGACCGGCCCACGUUCCGGGAGAUCCAUCUGUUCCUGCAGCGCAAGAACCUGGGCUACGCUCCCGCGGCCGCCGCGUCAUGACGGUCCGGCGGAGGCAGCGGCGGCAGCGACGGCAGUCGGCGCGAAGGAUGGCCUUUCGUGCUCCGGCAAAACGCUUCCUAUCUGCCCGGAUGCGACGCAGACUGAACGAAGCCGAGAAACCCGACGUCGGCGACGAGGUGGUCGACAAUAAUACCUCUCCGAAGACACUAACUACGAGCUCUGGUCGACUCUAUCGCUCGCCCCGACGUCUGACAAUUUACUGUUUCGACAAUCUCUUUUGGCGCGCGGCUUCUACGCGCGAUCACAAUAAAUCAACAGCUCUCGGAGCCGCCGCCACCGCCGCACGUACAAAGUGCGCCGUUUGUUUGUUUUUUUAAUAAUAUUAUUUGUUUUAUUAUUUUUUUUUUCUCAUUAUUAUUUUUAUUAUCAUCAUCUUAUGUUUCUCUGUUCAUUGACCCGACGUCUGUACAAAAUGAUAAUAUUAUUAUGACAUCAUAACCAUAAUGUAAUAUCACGUUGACGAGUCGUCACCGCACUAUCUCUUACACCUACCAUAUUAUUAUACCUAUCGGCGUGUUGGUAAUCUCACUAAUCAUCCACCGAACCAAAUGAAUUAUUACCGUCCGUUCUUGGUCGAAAUCAACUACCUCGGCGGUGUGUUCGUCGAGUGCCUAGUUCGUACGGUAUCCGUUUUUUGUUAUCGUCCUGUACAUAAUAUAAUAUACAGACAAACCAAUAAUUAUAUUAGAAUUAUUCAUAUAUAUAUAUAUAUAAAUAUAAAUAUAAAUUGUAAAUUUUAAACGCCAUGUGUAAUAUAUUAAUAAUAUAGACUGAUAGAAAAAUAGGCAAUAUCGACCGCGCACGAAUAUCGCGUCCGGCGUGUCUCCUUUUAUCCGCCACAGUUCAAUCGAGAAAUGACAUUGCGCAAACAUACGUAUUUUAAUUUAGCGUAUCGUAUUUUAAUGCGAUUAUAAUAUAAUAUAUUAAACGAGAAAUGCGAGCUUGUGCGCGCGGACGUGAUUAUUUUCAUAUUGUAACUGCGCUGUUGCUUGUUAUUUUAGAUUCUUCUCGUCGCGUUUAAGCGAGUCUCAUCUGUAUUGUGUAUAAUAAACGUUUUUUUUUUUUUUUAAACGUGUAAAACGCUGAUAAUCUAAUGAAUUAACAUAUCUGCUAUUUCCGUUUUAAUCGCUCGUGUAUUGUCCACCGUCAUGGCGAUUCUAGUGGAGAUGUAGUUUGCCUAUAUUUUAUAUUGUAAUAAUAUUUUCGACAUAUUGUAUAAAAGUCGGGCGGUUGGUUUGUUGCAUCGCCCUUCCCCUCUCUCAAAACUCCUCUCGUAAAUCGCUCGACGUUAUCCUCUCAAAUGUUCAGGAAUCGACAAUCGUCGAGAACACAUUUAAUCGCAAUAACGUACUACCUAAGCUGUUCAAAAAUUUAAAUCAUUACAUUAUAUUAUUAGAAUAUUAAUUAUGUUGUACAUAUUAUAUUAUUAUUAUA